Messenger RNA from Corythoichthys intestinalis (scribbled pipefish), 2908 nucleotides. RefSeq names its product solute carrier family 22 member 2 (gene slc22a2). NCBI's taxonomy places the organism in Eukaryota, Metazoa, Chordata, Actinopteri, Syngnathiformes, Syngnathidae. Gene Ontology annotation, cellular component: membrane. Bases 66 to 1739 code for a protein of 557 amino acids. The record is from RefSeq and is a predicted model, not a curated record. The transcript is spliced from 11 exons. Gene Ontology annotation, biological process: transmembrane transport.
AACUUUGCUCGGACCCGUCCACUUAAAAACCCGGUGGACCGGACCGCUGGUCACUGUCUGCAACCAUGACUUCAUUUGAUGACAUCUUGGAGGAAGUGGGCAAGUUCGGCCGCUGUCAGAAGCGCGUCUUCGCCCUUCUCUGUCUAGUCUCCAUGCCCUGGGCUGGCGUCUACGUGGGCAUCGUUUUCCAGGGUUUCACGCCGGACCACUGGUGCAAGGAUGGAGCGGUGGAGCAGUGGAGGCUGCAGUGCGGUCGCAGCCCAUCCGAUGCCCGGCAGUUGACUGCGCUGCUUGUUAACUCAUCGGGCGAGGUGCAGCGAAGCAGCUGCGAGCAGUACGAUGUCGAUUGGAACGCUACGCUCGCCUGCGAUACGCAGGAAGUUGAUGUCAGCGGGAUGCCCACCAAGCCUUGUGCCAGCGGGUGGGAGUACGACUACGAGGGGAGGCGGUCAUUUGUCACCGAGUUCGACUUGGUGUGCUCAGAUGCCUGGCUGAUGGACAUGUUCCAGGCAAUGCUCAACAUUGGCUUCCUUCUGGGGAGCAUCGCUAUCGGUUACCUGGCCGACAGGUUCGGCAGGAAAUUGAGCUUCGUGAUGUCCAACGUGUUCAACGGCGUGGCGGGGAUAUUGGUGGCAAUAGCGCCCAACUAUUUGUCUAUGAUAAUCUUCAGAGUGCUCUUCGGGUUCGGCGUUAAGGGCGGAUGGAUGGCGGGAUACGUGCUGAUCACAGAGAUCGUGGGUGUAGAGUCGAGACGCACGGUGGGCGUCUUGUACCAGAUGUUCUUCAGCGUGGGCCUUCUGUUUCUCCCCCUACUUGCUUACUUUAUUACUGACUGGCGUUGGCUGCAGGUGGUCAUCACCAUUCCCUACUUUGUCUACAUCCUCUACUACUGGCUCAUCCCGGAAUCUCCAAGAUGGCUUCUAUCGCAGAAUAGGAAGGCCGAAGCGGUGGCGAUCACCGAGGCCAUGGCUAAGGAGAACAAAAAGACUCUUUCCAAAAACAUAGAGACUCUCGCGGACGAUAAUGCCGAUGACUCAUCCUCCGCCUCCUUGAUGGACCUCAUCCGAACGCCCAAAAUGAGGAAGCACACGCUCAUUCUGAGCUACAACUGGUUCACCAGUGCAGUAGUCUACCAGGGACUUAUCAUGCUUCUGGGCAUAAUGGGAGGAAACGUAUACAUUAGUUUCCUGAUCUCAUCCCUUGUUGAGUUCCCCGCCGCCUUCUUCAUCCUCUUCACCAUCGAGCGCGUGGGCCGGCGUCUCCCCUUCGCCGCAGCCAACGCCGUGGCCGGAGCUGCCUGUUUUAUCACCGCCUUCCUUCACGACGGUUGGUUGAAGACGGGGGUCGCUUGUGUGGGUCGACUGGGCAUCACCAUCGCUUUCGAAAUGGUCGUCUUUGUGAACACGGAACUCUACCCUACAUUUGUCAGGAACUUGGGCGUGUCAGUAUGUUCGACACUCUGCGACGUGGGCGGCAUCAUGGCCCCUUUCCUGCUCUACCGGCUCGCCGCCAUCUGGUUGGAGCUGCCCCUCAUCAUCUUUGGCUUCUUGGCAUUCCUGGCCGCCGGUUUGGUCUUAUUGCUUCCUGAAACCCGUGGAGUCCCGCUACCCGACACCAUUGAUGAUGUGGAACACCCGAACAAGACAACGCAAAGCGCAAUGGAGACGCACCAGCAGUUGUCCAGCAAGCUCCUUCCUAACACCAACAUUUCCACCAAUCAAGACCCCGCAAGUGUCUGAGAAAUUUCUUUAAAUCCACAUUAUUUAUUUAUGCUAGAAACUACAUUUGAUCUGUACACAACUGUACGUCUCGUGUUUAGCACUAAUGUGCUAGCAGCAGCUAUCGUGUUUGCCGAGCUACCGAGUUAGUGCGCUCCAUGCUAUGUGUAAAAUGUCUUUCUUUCGGUGAAUGAACCAGAAAGACAGAAACUGUUGACAUAUCCCCGUUGUUUAUUACAGUCACGAUUAAAUUUCCACUCCCUUACUUCCCCGUCCACUUCAGUUGGCUUUGAUGGUUCGUCCAAUCCAGUCCACGAACUUUGAGACUCGCGCAUAGACUCCGGGCUUCAUGGCAUUGGCGCAGCCCAAACCCCAAGACGUGACGCCUUGCAGGAUGAAUUUGUUGUUGUCUUUACAAACCAAAGGACCGCCGCUGUCACCCUGCAAGUGUUUAGAGUUGGGAGGGAUGGAUCGUAACCGUCGGCCUUAUCAGAGGACUUUCAGCAUCAAAGAGUCAGAAUACCUGGCAACUGUCAGUUCCGCCUUCGAUGUUUCCGGCGCACAUUUCGUGAUUUUUCACUCUGCCGUUCAGAUAUGACGGUCGAUUGCAGACUUUGUUCUCGAUGACCGGGAAGCCUGUUUCCUUAAGGAAGCCCUCGCCACCCGUACCUGGAAUGGCAAUAAAAAGUGUAAUUCAAACUGUAGUCUCAUUAAAUCUGAUUCAAACAGUGUUGCUUGAUUUCUCAGUGUAUGUGUGUCAAUACUUGGUAGCAAUCAUAAAAAAUCAAGAGCAAGUUUGUCCUUGGAAUACCAAUGAAAAUUAAUGUCUCGUGAAAGUGGCUAGAAUUUCUUGUGGAACUCCCCGAUGUGUCACCACGGAGCCAGAAUUUUUAUUUAUUAUUUUUUUACAUUCAUUUUUGUGUGUGUGUGUGUGUGGGGGGGCAUUCCUCUUAAACUACUGAAAUGCAAAGAAAACUGUUUUAGCACAGUUAUUUCUAUGACACAUACAAAAACUGAUUUUCAUUCAAAAUUGUAUUUUUUCAAUGAUUUGCAGAAUAAAAGUUAACAAAAACAGCAAUAACCCUAACCGCCAUCUCCUAAUUUUUAUUUUCCCUCAUUUCCUCACAUACUAAAUGCAAAAUCUCAAUUUUAACUAUUGAAGAACAUAGGAUGUAAAUUAAAAUUGAAGU